Molecule: messenger RNA, 1353 nt
Organism: Carya illinoinensis
Lineage: Eukaryota; Viridiplantae; Streptophyta; Magnoliopsida; Fagales; Juglandaceae
Exons: 1
Coding region: 304-1014 (236 amino acids)
Source: RefSeq, a predicted model, not a curated record
GAAAAGGCACCGUCCUUCUUCCUCGCACCUCUUCGUGUCCCACGUUUCUGCCAACCCCAUUUCCCCCAUAUUUUUCCGCUGCGUCGCUCGCUGCUCUCAAUACCCUGCAACCUUAUCUUCAACUGAACCGAAUCAACACUGUUGCUUGGGCAAAGCUCGUCUCAGAACAAUAUAAAUUCAACAAUAUCGACGGCUCUUGAUGCAUGCAUUAUCUUUAAUACUCACGGAGGAAUAUUGCAAAUCUCGGUUAUAACCCUCUCCUUCCUAACCACACCUCUCAUUUUGUGGAGCCGGCCUCCCGAGAUGGACCUCAACAGUCCAAGCCGAUUCUGUCCUCGAAAGUCUACCGUCGGCGACCGCUUCCUCGGCUCUUCUCCCCAUCAUGACAACACUAGCUCCUCCUCCGCCCCAGCUUCAAGCGCCGGUGUCGAGCUCAACGAAGACGACGUUCUCUGGACCGGAGAUUUCUCCGACUUGGACCAUCACCACCACUCAACCCCUCCGUCCUCCGCUUCAUCCAACCCUCACCACAACCUCCUACACAAUCACCACCACAAGAGUUUCGCUGGGUCCGAGAGUUUCGGCAUCCUCGCAGCGCUCCCUGAGAAUGAAACGUCCCCCAACAUCCGAAACUUUUCGCAUUUGUACCCAAAGGCUUCUCUUUCGCUCUCUUCCUCGUCCUCCUCAACCUCCACUUCCUCACGUAUCAUUCCGACGAUCCCCAAACCUUCGCAGGAUCGAAUGUCGUUGCCUUCCUCGGUCAGGUACCAGUCGGCGCCGGUGAACGUGCCGGUCCUGGCCAAGGCCAUGCGGAGGCAUCGCGAAUUCGACGCCAUUGAUGACGUUGACGAUGAUGGGGACGGAGAGAUGUUGCCACCGCACGAGAUUGUGGCGAGAGUGCAGUCGCCGAUGCUCGCGUGCUCCGUGCUUGAAGGCGCAGGGAGGACGCUCAAGGGGAGGGAUCUUCGCCAGGUUCGGAAUGCGGUGUGGCGGCGAACAGGUUUUCUUGAUUAAGAACUUCUAUUUCUCUCCAAUUUCUCGAAAAGUGCGUUCUUUUAUUUAUUUCUUCACCCCCCCCCCCCCCCCCCCCCCCCCCCCCCCCCCCCCUCCUUAAUUUUUGCUUCAUUGAGAAUUAUAUGGGCACGAAGUGUUGGUUUAAUUAUGAAGCCUUUCCUAGGGGACUUGACGUAUAUGUUGCUGCGAGCUUUGAAUGGUGCUAAAUCUGUUUCUUCUCCCUUUUAUAUGGUUUCUUAGAAAAUGUACUAACAAAAAAGAAAGGAAAAGAAAAUUAGGUCUUUCGAAUGUUUGAAUACUUGAAAUUUCAUCUAUUAAAUUCCUUUUUUGGGACUCUUC